CAUGGAUUGAAUAAUUUGCCUCGAGACUAUUCAUUUGACAAAGAUAUUUGGGGAACAGCAAACUUAUCCAAGAAGAAGAAAUCUGUCAGUAAACCUAACGCAAACGAACACCUGAGUUUGCCGUCAGGUGGCGUAUCAUACAAUCCUUCAUUUACAGAUCAUCAACAGCUUCUAGUAGAUGUGCUAAAGCGAGAGGAGACUGAAGAAGCAAAACUGAAAGAAGAAAGAGAUUUUUGGGCCCAAGUACCGUCGGUAACUCACCAAGAGAAAGAAGCUGCUCAUUUAGAAGGAAUUGAAAACUUUUAUUUCAAGCAGAAAUUAUGCGAGGAAGAUAAAAUCUGUAACCAGAAAUUUUCGGGCAAAGAAGACGUGGAAAAUGUAAUCAUAUCUCAUGCGCCUCUAAGUAACCGAAAACUGAAAAUGACACCCAAGCAACGAGAUCAACUUAAAAGAAAGGCUAAGGAAAAGCUUAACGUUCAGAUUGCAUUGAAAAAAGAACGCCUAAAUCGUGGCAGAGAAAACGAUGCUCUCCAUGGCAAAAGCAUCAACAAGAAGAUUUCCAAGAUUGAACAUCUGAGGAAUCUGAAGUGGAAAGCGAAGCAAGCCAGAAAAAAUGAUCCAAAGAGAGUCAGACUUAUUGGACGGACUCCACCUGAAGAAAUGAAAACCUCCUUCAAGUUGACCGAAGAGCUGCCGGGCAGUUUGAGAAAACUGGUCCCAGAAAGUGAUUCAUUGUUUACGGAGAGGAUAGCAUCUUUAAUCAAAAGGAAUGUCAUUGAGCCAAUGCCUCUGACAAGAUCAAGGAUGAAUGCGCGUCAAAGACAUAUCGAGAAGAGACGGCAUAAAAUGAAUUUUAAGAAAGUCAUAAAAUAUCGCGAACCUUUUGAAUUACCAGCUACGUCUUAAGUUUGCAAUAUAAUUUUCACGACUGAAAAA
Symsagittifera roscoffensis is the source of this 936-nucleotide messenger RNA. Its product is annotated as ribosome biogenesis protein NOP53-like. Gene Ontology annotation, cellular component: nucleolus. Gene Ontology annotation, molecular function: 5S rRNA binding. The record is from RefSeq and is a predicted model, not a curated record. The annotation marks the transcript as partial. Gene Ontology annotation, biological process: rRNA processing; ribosomal large subunit assembly. The transcript has a single exon. NCBI's taxonomy places the organism in Eukaryota, Metazoa, Xenacoelomorpha, Acoela, Convolutidae.